AUGCUGUUAUAAGUUCGCGCUAGUAGUGGGUAUCAAGAAUCGUUGCAUAAAAGUCUAAGUAGAUAGAGAGAGCGCAUUUUCUCAUUAUAAUAGAAAUCUAGAACAGAAUUGGCUGAUCUCAGCAAUUAAUGUACAUCAAAGUUUGGCAAAGAUGACACAAAACUUGAAUAAAGGAAACCUAAAGUAAAGAAUUCGAAACAAAACUAAUGCAAAAAGAAACCAUAGAUGAAGCCAUCAUAUGUUCCAGAGAUGACUCUUUACUAAAAAAUAUUGCAAAAAUACUUCUGA
Molecule: messenger RNA, 288 nt
Organism: Paramecium octaurelia
Lineage: Eukaryota; Ciliophora; Oligohymenophorea; Peniculida; Parameciidae
Source: the annotation of a GenBank genome assembly